AUGGCGGACGUUAGUUCACCAAAUCCAAGUAGUGAACCCGAAAAACCUACCAUAGAAUCGUCUGAUUCGUCUGCUGCAGAGUUGCAAAAGAGAAUUUCAGAUUCUUUUGAUAUAUUUGAUCACGAAUCUAACAAAACUGUUGACGUUAGGUAAGAAAGUCACAAUAAUAUUUCAUAUCUAACUGGCACUUUCAUUUGACAAGUUUUUAUUUUUCUAAAUAUCUAACUGUGAUCUUGUACAUUUUAAGAGAGGUUGGGACGAUUGUAAGAUCUUUGAGGUGUUGUCCUACUGAGGGAGAGCUUCAUGACAUUUUAGCCGAGGUAUGUGAAACACUGAUUUUCUUUAUCUGGGGUAAGUUUCAAAUGAGAGUGAUUAGAAAUAUGCCUAAUUUGCCUCUUUCAAUGAUGUUGAGGUUCUAUGCUUAUUUGUUAUAGGUAGAGGAGGAAGAACCAACAGGAUACAUAAGAUUUGAAAAAUUUGAACCUGUUAUGUUAAAAACUCUUCUGGAGAGAAGGUAACUUAAGGAAUGUUCUAAAAUUGAUGAAGUGUCAUAUCUAUUUUAACUCUUGAAAUUAACCUGUUCCUGUUCCUUUUCCCACCAGGGGAAAGAGAAGAUUCCCCUUUUUGGCUUAGUCCACACCCAAGUUAAUUCUCAAUUAAAUUUUUGAUAGAUACAAACCAGCACCUGAGGACCAAAUAAUGAAAGCAUUUGAAGUUCUAGAUCAAGAAAACAAAGGCUACCUUACUACAGAAGAACUUACAAAAUACAUGACUGAAGAAGGUACACCGAGCUUUAAAAUGGAGUUAGUAGUUGGAACAUCAUGUUUUCACCUUCCUGUUUUGUUUCCCAAGGAUAUCUGAUUUGUUUGUUAUGCUUAUGUUUGUUAUCUCACAGAUAACAAGAGUGUAGAUAGGAUUCUCCCAUUGGGGGUGGGUAAGGGGGGACGGAGCUGUGCGCUUGAGUCUUACUGUCAUUGGGAAAUCAUUAGUUUGUACAUAACCUUGCUUGUGCCUUUAUGGCAUUAUGGGUGCACAUGGUCAAAUGCAUCUUUUGACCUCCCCCCCUCAACCACACUCUACUUAGCUCAAUUGGCAGUAACACCCAACUAGUAUCUGGAGGGGAAGGAUUCAAAUCCUGUCAAUCAAAGCCUGUGUUUUUUCAAAUGUCUUAAUGCAGUCCUGUGAGGAUCAUUUCUGUACUUGUACAUUAAAGAGGUUUUCAAUUGAUGACUUGCAUCAUCUUUUAUAUUCACAACAGGUGAACCUUUCACACAAGAGGAAAUGGAGGAAAUGCUUUCUGCUGCUGUUGACCCAGACAAAGGGAUUAUAUUUUAUAAGGAUUUUGUUUCAAUGAUGGUAGUAGAUGACUUGUAACAGGACAGAAUUGCAGAAAUUUCAUUAAACUAUGCAGGGUUGUUUAUUUUCAUGCUAGUUUUGCAUAGAUAGCUGAAGUUUAAAUUAUUGUGUGAUACCAAAAUGCCAUAGCUUCUCGAAGACACUUCAGUUUUUUUUAAGUUUGACUGAUACCAAAAGGAUUUUUGUCUUUGUCUUGAAUAAAAGGAAAAUAUGUACCUAUACUACAAG
Molecule: messenger RNA, 1584 nt
Organism: Pocillopora meandrina
Lineage: Eukaryota; Metazoa; Cnidaria; Anthozoa; Scleractinia; Pocilloporidae
Source: the annotation of a GenBank genome assembly